AUGGCGAGUAGAGUGGAGAAACAGAGCCGAGGAGGAAAGCGCUGUGUUGCUGGUGGCCCUAACUUAGUCAGCUGUGGAAAUAGUCAAUAUACUGAUGGGGUGUCAGUUCACUUAUUCCCCGAUAAAGAAAAAGACAACGCGAGACAUCAGAAAUGGGUCCAAUUUGUGCGGCGUUAUCGACCAGGCUGGGUCCCUUCGAAGACAUCAAUUUUGUGUGGGAGUCACUUUGAGGAAUCUUCCUUCACAAUGCGAAGAGACAUAGCUUUACAGCUCGGAGUUAAGUCUUUUCUCAAGCCUGAUGCAGUGCCAACGGUUCAUGUAGCAAACGAAGCUCCGAAGAUAUCUGAAGAAAUGUCAGAUCGAGAUCGAAGACAGAUUGUUCGAAGUGCUAUUAUAACCCCGAAACCUAUCGAAACGACGACAUCAGACAUUGGCGAUGAUGUAGAAGAAGCAGAUGAUAAUAAAGAAUUGGAUAGCCGAGUCGAAAGCAAUAUUGCUUGUGAGAACUGCAAGUCUAAUAAAGCUAAAAUAGUGUAUCUGCAAAAAAAGGUCAGCAAGUUGAAGAAGAAGAGGGCAGAGCUGUAUGCAAAAAUUGAGCAGCUUACAAACACGGAUGUUAUGCCUGAAGACAUGGAUGCAAGUAGCCUUUCAGGUUAUAUAAUGGAUAGCGGUUCGGAUGACAAUGGGCUUGAUGAAGUUCAUGUCAGUCAAGACUUGAGUCUGGAAAAUGAGGAUGAGGAAGACUGGGCAACUUUGGAAGAAUCGGCCGACUCCACAGACACCGAAGAUGAUGGAAAUCAGUUUGUUUCAAGAAAUCUUGUAAGUGUUAGACCUGGGACGAGAGUUGCUGAAGAGCCCAAGUUUGUGGUUUUCUAUGGCAUGUUGUUGGCAAUUUUCAAAACUUUCUGUUUCCGAUGCAAAGCUGACAAUCCUUCUGUUGAGGUACAUCGCACUGGAACAAUGGCAACUGUUGUGCAGAAAUGUAGGCAGUGCAGAAUGCAUUUCCAGUGGAAAAGUCAGCCAUCACUCUUUGGAAAAUAUCCUGCAGGCAAUGUAAUGCUGAGUUUUGGCAUCUUGACAUCGGGUGUGAGAAUAAGCCAGGCUUUGUUGAUGUUUAGACACAUGGGGCUGUCAGCCAUAUCUGGACGGACCUUUUUUUAUCAUCAGAAAAAAUUCCUCUUCCCAUCUGUGCUCCAUCAUUGGGAAAGCUAUCGCUCAUCACUGCUUGAAAAAUUGAGAGGGGUCAAGAAUGCACAAUGGUCUGGAGAUGGAAGGUUUGAUUCUAUGGGUCACAAUGCUAAAUAUGGUGUCUACACAUUGUUUUCCAAUUCCAUCUCCAAACUGGUCCAUUUUGAACUGCUUCAGGCAAAUGAAUCAGGGUCAAGUAACGCAAUGGAACUUGAUGGAGCCAAACGUUGCUUUCAGUACAUAAAGAAUGCUGGUUUGACAAUCACAACAUUCAUAAGUGAUCGACACAAAGGAAUCGCAAAGUGGAUUCGUGAAUCACAGCCUGAAACCUCCCAUUUCAAUGAUUUGUGGCAUGUCUGCAAAGGUCUCACAAAGAAAAUCUUGAAAGGCAGCAAAGAAAAAGGCUUUGAAGUACUAAAAUUAUGGCUCAAGGGAAUACGUAAGCAUCUUUAUUGGUGUGCCCUUUCUACCAAGCAAGGCUUUGGUGAGUUGAUUGUUGCAAAGUGGAGAUCCUUGAUGCGUCAUAUUGCAAACAAACAUGAUGAACAUCCGAGUCUGUUAUACAACAAGUGUGCACAUGUUGAACUUGAACCACGUGAAUGGAUUCCAAUCGGUACACCUGCAUAUGACAAAUUACUCAAGAUUCUUUGCAACACAACCACUUUAAAAGAUGUCCAGAGUCUAUCAUGUGAUGCCCAGACAAGCUGCCUGGAAGGCUUUCAUUCAACGUUAAAUCACUGGCACCCAAAAAUGGUUCACUUUUCUUGGCUUGGUACAUACUGCAGACAUGUUUUGGCUAUUUCUCAUUUUAACGAGAAUCUCAAUCGUGAAGCACGAACAGCAUUAGAUGGAUCAGUAUGCUACUCAGUUGUUUACCCAAAAUUCAAACUUGGGGAAGAAGUUGUCAGAGAAGUUGCCAUACCCCCUACAUAUGCAUAUGUGGACAAUAUAAGAAAUGUUUUGUUCAGCACGCCCUUGGAGGAGCUUGGGAGUGUCCUGGACAAGUACACACGGAAAGUGCCAGAGCCUUUAACUGCUCAGUUCCCAAACAGACGUCAAAAGAAUGAUGCCAUCUCUGAAUAUAUUUUAAAGCAGAGCACUACUACACCAAUGUACCCUACAGAAAAUGAACAAGAAUCCUUGCAAUUAAGCCUAAUGAAACCAGCUGUAUUGGCUGAAAGCACAAGAAAAAGGAAGACCAACCGCUGCUGCAAAAAAUGUGGGAAACCAACAAAGGGGCAUAAACGUGGAAAGUGUGACUGAUUUUUGGUGAAACACUCCAGAUCUCUCUCUUCUUUGCAAAAGAAAGUAUUUGCUUUUAUCAAAAAGCCUUACCCUUUCGGUAUUUGAAGUCCACUUGUGUUCUACCAAAACUUUUAUUAAAAAAGUGGACCUCAGUAUGGAAAGGGUUAAGUUUAAAAUUUACUGGUUAGAAAUUAGCAAAAGUUAAAUACACUCAAACAAAUAAACUGACUGGAAAUGUUUGAGAGCAACUGCUACUUAUACUGAUAUUUGGAACAAACAUGUAGUGAAACAUGAGGGCAAAAGCCAUAUUCUGUAGCUUAUUUUGUAGAGCUUUUGGACCCUCAGAUUCAUAAGUUUUGGCACAUUUGAAAUGUUUGCAUAUUUUUACUGAAAAUGAGUCAGAUCUAAACAGUUACUCUCAAAUAUUUUAAUGCUUAAAGUCUUAUUCAUUAUCUGCAUAACCAGUAGUAGCAGCUGUCUGGAAUUUCGUCCUUAUGUUAUGGUAUAUGCAGGCUGGCAGUGGUCUUCUGUUGUCCCAACCAAGGUAACCACAGAACCAACGAAUUAGCCAUCUGUAGGCAACAGCUCUAAGAUACCUGAAAAAAUAUGUUGAUUCUUAUUUAUGCUAAAGACUGAUCUAUUUUAUUUAUGUUAUGCAUUUAACAUGGCUUACCUACAACAAUAAGUAACUGACAAUAAGUAUUUUAUGUUCAUGAUCAAAUAUUGGUUGCUGUUCUUAUAACAAAAAUUAUUUAGUCUGGGGUUGAAAUUGCAAUCCUGGGGUAGGGAAGGCUAUGGUAUGCCAAGUUUUAAAGUUCUGCACAAAAAGCAGAUUCUCUUGAAAGUGAAAUUAUAAAAAACUACAGAAUAUAUAUACUGUAUUUUCAUUUUGCUAUCAUGAAUAGCUUGUUUUGCCAAUUGUGUAAUUUUUAAUAUUAAGAAUAUUUUUGGGUUAUGGAAACAUGCUUUAGUCUUGUUCAUUUUCACCAACAAGUAUCUUCUGGUUAUAAUCAUGUUAUCAUUGGUGGAUUGAAACAAUUUUAUCGCAAAUUUUAGACUUCAAAAAUAAAAAUUCUAAAAGUUUUUGCAACUAUUCAACUAUUAGCUUACUCGUUUCUGCCUUGUCCUGCUCUUCGCUUGUAUGCUCGCCCUUGCGAGUCUUUCAAUAAAGGCCCAACCAUCAUCAGGACCUCUGUAUUGACCAAUGCGUUGUAAUCGCGGUGUUGGAUGAUACAUGUUAUUCCAUCAAUUGUGCCAUCAAAAACUGCCUUGCCAAUAGCACAGUGUACUUCCCUGCAGCAUCUGUAUUCUAACGCACCCACCAACAGUUCAUCUUUACACUGUGAACACGAGCACCUUUAGAAAAGGAAAGAAGAUUUAAAUGGGUUAAGUAAAAACGUGAUUUGAAUUGGAAAAGAUGCGAGUGAAUAAAUUACAGAUGCGAGUUUUUUUCGAAGACGGCUCGGACUAAAUGAUUCAUUCACACGUUGGGGCCUAAGUAGACCCUAGGCUUGCUUGCCCUAAACCAAGUUAUUGAAGGCAGGCCUGUCGUCUAGGCCCUGCGAGUGACUGAAUUUCUCAGGAAAGAAUUUAUCUAAUACUUCAUAUGUAAUUAAAGUCACCUACCAGUCAUUCACAGCAACUCUCUUCUCGAAUCUGGCCUCCAGUGUUUCACGAGGAAUGCCAUCCUUGUCUUCCUCAAAAUUCACUCGCGCUUGCCCAGGCAGAGCCAGUGGUUCGUCUUGGUAUGGAGCGUGAGCUUGUAAGUUCACAACUUCAUAAUCUCCGUCAGUUGAACUAUCGAUUAAUGAAAAUUGCUCUGAAAUACUUUCGGUGCUGCUGUAUUCGCUGUCCGACAUCUUGCGUUAAUUUGGUAAAACUAAAAUGAAUCCAUCUUCGACAGGCAUCUACUGACGUCUGACCGGAGUGCGCUUUGUUGUUGUUUGCUGUUUGCAAUGUGUUCUACUUUCUACGUCACACGCGAUGUGCGAAAUUCGCCAUGACCUCAUAACUUUGGCGGCCUUUUGUAAACAAUUUAAUGUGUUGCUGCUAAUUAUUUUUAUAUCAUAUUUCUCAGCAAAGAUUGAAGUUUCUUUUAAGGCCAAAAAAGACAAUUCGAAAAUUUCGUUGCAGUAGCACUUUAAUGGUUGGGAGAUUAAGGGGUAUUAGGGAUUCACUGGUCAGGUAAAAGAUAUAUUGAGGUGUGUUCUCAACAAGAAGAACGUUGAUAUUUCUUGGUACAAUUUCAAGUUGAGAAGAUUGUUAGUAAACCCAGAAAACCAGAUGAACUCGAUAAUAUUGGCAACAAGUUUAUUUUUUCUUCUUUCUUCCUCGCGAUCUCUUGCAAGUAUUAGUCUGAAUACUUCUUCCUUUAACCUUUGGUUUUUCAGUUUUAUUAACAUCCGCUCUUACUUCAGAUAUAAGAUUUGGUUUAAUCUUGGAAACUUGUUGCAGCUGGAUAUUGUCAUCAGUAACUUCAUCAAACAUCUUGCAAAUUUGUUCUUCAUCGGAGUCACUGCUUUCAUCUGACGAGCUUUGAUUACCCUUGAGGUACAGUCCAAUAUUCUGAAAAA
Molecule: messenger RNA, 5006 nt
Organism: Rhopilema esculentum
Lineage: Eukaryota; Metazoa; Cnidaria; Scyphozoa; Rhizostomeae; Rhizostomatidae
Source: RefSeq, a predicted model, not a curated record